This is a messenger RNA of Neolamprologus brichardi, 4561 nucleotides long. It is a transcript of the gene znf217, whose product is annotated as zinc finger protein 217. Gene Ontology annotation, cellular component: nucleus. Gene Ontology annotation, biological process: regulation of DNA-templated transcription. The record is from RefSeq and is a predicted model, not a curated record. NCBI's taxonomy places the organism in Eukaryota, Metazoa, Chordata, Actinopteri, Cichliformes, Cichlidae. Gene Ontology annotation, molecular function: RNA polymerase II cis-regulatory region sequence-specific DNA binding; DNA-binding transcription factor activity, RNA polymerase II-specific.
UUGCUGGUGCCACAGCCUUGAUUAGCAUUUUGCAUGGGCCUUGAGCAUUUUGUCCUUGCUGAACCAGUUACUCCACUUCUCCACCAAUCAAAGAGCUAAGCAGUUCGAGCCUUCCCCAAUAUAAGCAGUUCAGUAUACAAGCUGAAACCACUACACAGAGAAACCACAGUGUCUUUUGUCACUGAUGCCUGAAGAAAAGGAUAUGCUGGGAUUUGCUCCUAAUAAUCUGGACUGCUUGUAAAACAUUAGGAGAAAAUGCCGACUCAUUCAUUGCUGCCGUUUGUAAAUCGCCCAGAUGGACUUGCCCAAGAUAUUCUUAUUAGUAAAGAUGCAAGCAUCCCAGGGUUGGGCUCUAGCAUGACGCCACACACUACUUACCCAGAAAAGACUGAGUUGCAAAAUGAAGAAAGUGCACCGCUGUACUGUAUGUUCUGCGAGGAGACUUUCGCUCAUCAGGAUGAGCUUGGCCCCCACGUGUUAACACAGCACCCCACCACAUUCUCCGAGCCUACUGUGCUUCGGGUUGAAGCAGAAUUCAGGAUCCCAGGAGAGAGACCCCGGGCCAAACAAAGCAGCCUUCCUGCCGAAAAAGACGAGGUUCACAGCUGUAUCCUGUGUGGUCACGUAUCCCAAGAUGGCAGCGAGCUUGAGGCCCACAUGAGAAAGCACAAGGACUACUUUACUUAUUGUUGCAAUUUUUGUGGGCGUCGGUUUAGAGAGCACUGGUUCCUCAAGAACCACAUGAAAAAGCAUGUAAAAGCAGGAGCAAAGAACAAGACCCAGCAAGACCCAGAAAGCCCAAUCACAAUUAAUGGUAUCAUCCAAGAGCCUCCAUCAGAGCCUGUAGGCACCGCAUACAAAAUGUGCAUGGUUUGUGGGUUUUUCUUUCCUGACCAUGAUAGUUUGGUUGAACACAGUAAAAUGCAUAAUCGAGAGGCACAGCCUGGAAAAGAUAAAAGCAAGGAUAAUAUGGGUGAUACUAAUGAACCCACUGCCAACCAGGAUUCAUUUCUUCAGUUCCUAAACCUUCAGCCUCGCCCCGCAGGAAAGGAUGUGGAACCUGUGAGAUCAUCAAAAUGGAUUCCCCAGCUAGAUCCUGUCAACACAUAUCAGGCCUGGCAGCUUGCUACAAAAGGCAAGAUCGCAGUUGGGCCUAAUAAUACAAAAGAUGUUGGCCAGGAAAACAGCACGGACAAUGACGAAUCUGGCUCUGACAAGGAGGAGUUGAAUAAUAUUUGGACUGAGGGCCAAGGAGACAAGGCCGUGAAAGAAGUUGGAAGAGAGCUCCGGUCUCAGCAACAGGCCCCUGUUAAAAGCCCAGACCCACAGCGAAGGUCUCCAGUUCAGAAAGAUAAGGACAAACAAAGGCCAACGACUUGUGAGGAAUGUCAAAGAAAUUUCAGGACCUACCACCAGCUGGUGCUCCACUCCAGGGUCCACAAGCGUGAGAGAGGAGGUGAAGAAAGUCCAACCUCAUCUGUUGAUGGCAAGCUUUCAAGAGCAGGCUCACUGGAAAAUACAGAGGAAGGGUCUGAGGAGGGCAUAGAGGAAAACUUGGGUUCAGGUGAAGAUGGAUUUGACCGAUCCAAUGGCAGAUCAAAAGACUGCAGUUACUGUGGCAAAACCUUCAGAUCCAGCUACUACCUCACCGUUCAUUUGAGGACUCACACAGGUGAGAAACCAUUUAAGUGUGCUUACUGCGAGUACGCUGCGGCCCAGAAAACUUCACUGAAAUAUCACCUGGAUCGACGCCACAAGGAUAAGCCCUACGUGGAGAUCCCCAGCAGACCUGUGCCUUUAGUGCCCUCACCCAGUGAUGGAAAAAAUGAAAACAAUGCUGAAAAUCCUGCGCCCAAGAAAUCCUGGGUGCCUCCAGCCAUGCCGUGCAUCGAUGGAACACCAGAAAGCGGACUGGAUAGUGUUGAUGGCAAGCUUGGCAAGCCACUUGUCCAAGUAAAUGCUGUGCCUGCCUGCUCUCCGGAAGAUGACGCGCUCGCCAAGUGCUCUGCGCCUGUUAACCUGAAGAAAAAAAGGGAGGAGGUGCAAGAAGAGAACUGUGAGGCCCCAUUAAAUCUGUCCAUAAAAGUCUCUGUCUCCACACCUGUCAGUGUUGAACCAAGAAAUGGUAUUGUUCCAAUUGCCUGCCCAUUUUGUGCUUAUAAAACCAUCUACCCAGAAGUUCUGAUUAUGCAUAAAAAGCUCUCUCACAAAGACAAGUCAAACAGCACCAAAAAGAAUGGGUUCGGAGGCAAUUUAAGUGAAAGUCGUCAUACGGGUUGCCCGCCUGCCCUCAAUGGGAAAGAUGUUUCCUCAGUUCUGAUCACUGAGAGGAUCUUCCCUCGCCGAACCAAAUCUCCACCUCCCCAACCUGCAAAACCUCAAGAAAAAGCACCUGUUAACCUACCGCACGUUCCUAAGCCAUCCCCUGUCCAUGCACCCAUAAAAGAUGUCCAGGAGACCCAGCGUUACAGGCAGGGCACCGACUCACAUCCCAGUCAGGAAUCCUCCAGGUAUACGGAGCUAAUGAGAAAAAACAGCACAACCAACAAAUAUAUCAUGGACAGAGUGGGCAUUGGCGAUCGGAGCUACCCAGUACGAAGCGGUGUCCUUUGGCACACAGAUGCCGCCAGGCUCUGCCUAUCCAGCCGAUUUGGAAGCCUCCCCCAGAUGGACUUUGGCGAGCCGUCCAGCAAGCGAUUAAAGUUUUCUGUGCCUACAAACAGGGAUGCUGAAGCUGGCGAGAAGGCUGCUUUUAGAGGGCUACCAGCAGAUGGAUCUAACAGGAUGUUUACUAAAAGAACUGUGAAACCCACACAGCAAGGGUCAUGUCCACCCACAGCCUCUGAGGUUUCUGUUUUGGGUCCGGCAAAGAAUGCACCUGUGACUAUUGGAGGCAGUUUGGAGUCUGAGUGGAACAUGAUGAACCUUCUCCGCUCCUAUCCACCCCAUGACCUGGCAUCUCUCUAUCACACCAACCCAGCAAACCCCAGUCAUGUAGGACUAGCCAACCCAGGAGCAGGGGGCAGAAGUGUGCUGUUCCAACAUCUGCCCAGUCUACCCAGCCUGCAAAGAAGAGAUGUUUCAGGUCCAUUCCCCAGUCAACGCUGUGGGGCCACUGACAAAAGUGCCUAAAGUAAAAAGAAAUAAAGAAAAGGUUGAAAACUUUCAUUUAAAAAAAACCUGACGAGAAUUUUUGAAAAUGACAUUGAACUUCAUAUAGUUGAAUCAAAUCCUUUUUUUGUCCUUCUAGAUGUAAACAGUGCUGCUGCCUUAUUUUGGAGAAUUUCUAGAAACGUUGUUUAAUGUACAUAUUUAGAAAGAGAGGUAGUUUAUGCUCACAGUGUGCUUAUCCUCUCUUAAUUUAAUGUUUCUUUUUCAACAGAAAAACAUUUGUGUUAUAUGGACAUUUCAGGGCUACAGUUUCAGCAGAAGUUCCUUUUUUGAAUGCAAAGAUGCAGAUAACCGUUGAGGUUUUUUUUGUAUAUAGUCCACUGGUGUGCACUGUAAUAUUUCUUUUUGAGACUGUUGAUAAAUCUGUACAUGACCCACACUAAUAUUCCAGAGUCUGUCUUAGCUGUAAAAGUUGUGUGUGUGGGGUGGCGUAAAAACCUCUCUACAUAAACUGUGUUAUGCUAAAACCUAAGAAAAACCUGUGUGGGGAAAAAAAAAAUGCUGCUCUGUGUAAUUGCUGCACUGCACUGGAUGGUGGGGAGUUUCUGUCGGAUAACUUGAUGGCUUCGGCCCAGUUGUUUACAAACAGGCCACAGCAGCGAGCUCUGCUGUGUGUUUCAAGUUCUACCUCAAGUUGUGCUCUGAAGGCUUAUUUUUGUAAAGCCUUUGAAGCUAUCAUGUUAGCUGAGCCUAUAUACCUACUUCGACCAGAGACUGGUGUUUUGAGUUGUAGUAAUAGUAGUAGUACAUGGACAAGUGACACUGGACUACUACUGCUGCAACUGUUUUUUUUUUUUUUGACCUAUACCACAAUUUGGGCUGUACAUUAAUUUUGAUGAACUCGCUAUCUACAAGUAUUGUUAUUUUCCUUCUUGAAAAGCAAAAAGGUGCUUAAGUGGUGCCUCACAUCCGUCAGCUGUAAAAUGUACCAGAUUGUGUGUAAUUUUCUGGGUUUGUGUGAAAUAGUCAUUCAGUGUUAUUUGGUUACUGUACAUUUAGCCGCUCGUAUGUUCGGGAGUUUGCUUUUGCUAUGCAAAGUCUUGAAAGUGUUUCUUUUGUCAAGGGGCAGCAGUCACUGCCAGCUGGAUGUCAAGGAGCGUUUAAGGUGUCGUGAUUGUGCAGUUUUAGGGGAGACAAAAAAUGCAAAAGCAGCGAUGUUGAUUGGUCCAAUUAACUUAAUGCUAAAGAGGGAAGAAAGACUCAGGUUAAUUCAAUUUUACAUGCUGGGUAGUGUUUGGUAUAAUUUUGAAAAGCCUUUUUUAAAUUAUUUCUUUCUUUUUUUUUUUUUUGUUCGGCGUUCACAUUAUUGGUGUGUUUAUAUAUUGUUAAGUAUUGUUUUGAAAUUUUUGAUGGCACGUUUCAACAAUAAAGUGAGAGGCGAAGAACAAAA